AUGACUGUGUGGAAUCUUACUUUUCUAUACACAAAUAUCAUUGCAUAUUGGGGAACUGAUCACUCCACAUCUUGGGGUAAUGAUAACUCCACAUCUUGGGGUACUGAUAACUCCACAUCUUGGGGUACUGAUAACUCCACAUCUUGGGUAACUGAUCACUCCACAUCUUGGAGUACUGAUCACUCCACAUCUUGGGGAACUGAUCACUCCACAUCUUGGGGUACUGAUCACUCCAAAUCUUGGGGAACUGAUCACUCCACAUCUUGGGGAACUGAUCACUCCACAUCUUGGGGUAAUGAUAACUCCACAUCUUGGGGUACUGAUAACUCCACAUCUUGGGUAACUGAUCACUCCACAUCUUGGAGUACUGAUCACUCCACAUCUUGGGGAACUGAUCACUCCACAUCUUGGGGUACUGAUCACUCCAAAUCUUGGGGAACUGAUCACUCCACAUCUUGGGGAACUGAUCACUCCACAUCUUGGGAAACUGAUAACUCCACAUCUUGGGGAACUGAUCAGUCCACAUCUUGGGGAACUGAUCACUCCACAUCUUGGGGUACUGAUAACUUCACAUCUUUGGUCCACAUCUUGGGUACUGAUCACUCCACAUCUUGGGGAACUGAUCACUCCACAUCUUGGGGUACUGAUCACUCCAAAUCUUGGGGAACUGAUCACUCCACAUCUUGGGGAACUGAUCACUCCACAUCUUGGGAAACUGAUAACUCCACAUCUUGGGGAACUGAUCAGUCCACAUCUUGGGGAACUGAUAACUCCACAUCUUGGGGAACUGAUCACUCCACAUCUUGGGGAACUGAUAACUCCACAUCUUGGGGAGCUGAUCACUCCACAUCUUGGGGAACUGAUCACUCCACAUCUUGGGGAACUGAUAACUCCACACAUUGGGCACUGAUCACUCCACAUCUUGGGGAACUGAUCACUCCACAUCUUGGGGAACUGAUCACUCCACAUCUUGGGGUACUGAUAACUUCACAUCUUUGGUCCACAUCUUGGGGUACAGAUAACUCCACAUCUUGGGGUAAUGAUCACUCCACAUCUUGGGGUACUGAUCACUCCACAUCUUGGUGA
Biomphalaria glabrata is the source of this 1086-nucleotide messenger RNA. RefSeq lists its product as uncharacterized. The record is from RefSeq and is a predicted model, not a curated record. The transcript is spliced from 3 exons. NCBI's taxonomy places the organism in Eukaryota, Metazoa, Mollusca, Gastropoda, Planorbidae. The coding region runs from base 1 to 1086 and encodes 361 amino acids.